GUAACUACUUGUACACUUGUUACACCUUGCAUGUUCAUUUUUUCAUCUGGUUUAACGUUUAUAUAUGUUUGACAUCCUUUUUGAUCACAGGACAAAGUGGAGCUGGAAACAACUGGGCAAAGGGCCAUUACACAGAAGGUGCAGAGUUGGUGGAUUCAGUCCUUGAUGUAGUAAGGAAGGAAUGUGAAAAUUGUGACUGUUUGCAAGGCUUUCAACUUACUCACUCACUGGGUGGAGGUACAGGGUCUGGCAUGGGAACCCUCCUUAUUAGCAAAGUUCGUGAGGAAUACCCUGACAGAAUUAUGAACACCUUCAGCGUUGUUCCUUCUCCAAAAGUUUCUGACACAGUGGUUGAACCAUACAAUGCUACCCUCUCCAUCCAUCAGCUUGUAGAAAACACAGAUGAAACCUACUGCAUAGAUAAUGAAGCUCUGUACGAUAUCUGCUUCAGGACCCUCAAACUUGCAACACCCACCUAUGGAGACCUUAACCACUUGGUAUCUGCUACCAUGAGCGGGGUCACCACUUCCCUGAGGUUUCCUGGACAGCUUAAUGCCGAUCUGAGGAAGCUUGCAGUGAAUAUGGUACCUUUCCCACGCCUACACUUCUUUAUGCCAGGAUUUGCUCCGCUCACAGCCCGAGGAAGCCAACAGUACAGGGCUUUGUCUGUCCCAGAACUCACCCAGCAGAUGUUUGAUGCCAAAAAUAUGAUGGCAGCUUGUGAUCCUCGUCAUGGUAGGUACCUGACAGUAGCCACUGUCUUCAGAGGCAAGAUGUCCAUGAAGGAAGUAGAUGAGCAAAUGUUGGCCAUCCAGAGCAAGAACAGCAGCUACUUUGUGGAAUGGAUCCCCAACAAUGUUAAGGUGGCUGUUUGUGAUAUCCCACCCCGUGGACUUAAGAUGUCCUCCACUUUCAUUGGAAACAGCACUGCUAUCCAGGAGCUUUUCAAGCGCAUCUCUGAGCAGUUCACAGCUAUGUUCCGUAGGAAGGCAUUCUUGCACUGGUACACGGGUGAGGGUAUGGAUGAGAUGGAGUUUACUGAAGCAGAGAGUAACAUGAAUGACCUUGUAUCUGAAUACCAACAGUACCAAGAUGCCACGGCAGAUGAAGAAGGAGAGAUGUAUGAGGAUGAUGAGGAAGAAUCUGAAGCACAAGGUCCAAAGUGAAACCUGAAUCAGUCAUUGUCUACUGAGACAAUUUGAAAACCUAGUUUACCUUGGAUCUUCUCUUAUUGUGCUUUUACUUGUCUUUACUACGAGUUAGCUCAGUCAUAGAUUACUUGCUUCUGGUAGCCUUGCCCUGUUUUCCUCUUUACACUCUGAAUUGGUCACCAAUCAAUUCUUUAAGUUCUGGAUAUUGAAAACUCCCUAUUUUAUUUUAAUAACACAAAUUCCUGAUUUUUUUUUUUUACUUUUUACUGUUUUGCCAAUUUUUUUUGGAUAUUUAAUAAAUUAUUGCUGUGAAACAUUUUCUGAUGUUGAGCAAUUUAUGGAAACUUGCGAUUUAAGAAAUUUUCAAAUGAUUCUUGAAACAAAACCAACAUCCUGUAUGUGGUGAGGACUACAUCCAUGUUGCACUUACGUCAAUCUAUAAAGAAAUGUAUGUUGCUAAUGCAUGACAUUGACUCAUCCAUAUGUUAUUAAGCCAAUUCAAGCUUCCAUGAAGCCUAAUAGGUAGGCUUCAUAUUAAAAUUGUGGUAAGGUUUCAA
Molecule: messenger RNA, 1708 nt
Organism: Rhincodon typus (whale shark)
Lineage: Eukaryota; Metazoa; Chordata; Chondrichthyes; Orectolobiformes; Rhincodontidae
Product: tubulin beta-3 chain
Exons: 1
Coding region: 252-1166 (304 amino acids)
Biological process (GO): mitotic cell cycle; axon guidance; microtubule cytoskeleton organization
Cellular component (GO): microtubule; cytoplasm
Molecular function (GO): GTPase activity; structural constituent of cytoskeleton; GTP binding
Source: RefSeq, a predicted model, not a curated record